Molecule: messenger RNA, 2007 nt
Organism: Penicillium salamii
Lineage: Eukaryota; Fungi; Ascomycota; Eurotiomycetes; Eurotiales; Aspergillaceae
Source: the annotation of a GenBank genome assembly
AUGUCGAAUCCUAUCUUGCCCAAAGAGGGCGAGCGCAAUAUCCUUAUUACUAGCGCUUUGCCAUAUGUGAACAAUGUUCCCCAUCUGGGUAACGUCGUGGGCUCCGUGCUGAGUGCCGAUGUCUUCUCCAGGUAUGACUCAACUCCCCGCAGAUAUGAAUGCGCGAAACUAAUAAAAUCCAGAUACCACAAGGCUUGCGGUCGUCCGACACUGUACAUCUGUGGAACUGAUGAAUACGGUACCGCCACCGAGACCAAGGCGCUGGAGGAGAAGCUGUCGCCCGAGGAUCUUUGCGCCAAGUACAACAAGAUCCACCAGGAAGUGUACGAAUGGUUCAACAUUGGCUUCGACCACUUUGGUCGCACACCUACGCAGAAGCACACCGAUAUCUCCCAGUCAAUCUUCAAGCGCCUGUAUGACAAUGGAUACCUGGGCGAGCAAACCGCCGAACAGCCUUUCUGUGAGAAGCACGGCUCCUUCUUGGCCGAUCGUUACGUCGAGGGCGAGUGCCCCCGUUGCCACUACGAUGACGCCCGUGGAGACCAAUGUGAUAAGUGUGGCCACCUUCUGGACCCCUUUGAUCUGAUUAACCCCCGCUGCAAGCUCGAUGGUGCCGCGCCGAUCCGUCGCGAAACCAAGCACAUCCACCUGCUGCUCGACAAGCUCCAGCCUCAGCUGGAGAAGUGGGUUCACCCCGCUAUCGAAAAGGGCAACUGGCCCAAAAACUCCCGUGUUAUCACCGAGUCCUGGCUGAAGGAGGGCCUGAAGGGCCGUGGUAUCACUCGUGACCUCAAGUGGGGUGUUCCUGUCCCACUGGAAGGAUUUGAGAACAAGGUCCUUUACGUCUGGUUCGAUGCCUGUAUCGGUUACCCCUCUAUUACAGCCAAUUACACCGACGACUGGGAGAAGUGGUGGCGUAACCCGGAAGAUGUCCAGCUCUGGCAGUUCAUGGGCAAGGACAACGUUCCAUUCCACAGUGUUAUCUUCCCCUCCACCCAGAUCGGAACUGGGGACAAGUGGACCAUGCUCCACCAUCUGAGCACCACCGAGUACCUCAACUACGAAGGUGGCAAGUUCAGCAAAUCGCGUGGAGUUGGUGUCUUCGGCACAAACGCCAAAGAGACCGGUGUUUCAGCCGACGUCUGGCGUUACUAUUUGUUGAAGAACCGCCCCGAGACUAGCGACACACAGUUCGAGUGGCAACCAUUCGUUGACGCUAACAACAGCGAGCUGCUCGCCAAGUACGGUAACCUCGUUAACCGAGUUAUCAAGCUCGUCACUGCCUCCUAUGGCUCCGUCAUCCCCGAGUUCACUGUCCCCGAGUCUUUCAACCCCUUCUUGGAAGAGGUUACUGGUCACCUGCGCCAGUACAACGAAGAAAUGGAAGGCGCUCACUUGCGUGCCGGUGUUGUGACUGCCAUGCGUAUUGCCGAAGCCGGAAACGGUCUUAUCCAAGCAAACCGUCUGGACAACAAGCUCAUCGCCGAAGAGCCCGAGCGCGCCGCCGCCGUUGUCGGUACUGUGCUGAACUUGAUUCACCUGCUGUCCGCCGUCUUCACUCCCUACAUGCCUGCCAGCUCCAAGUCCAUUCUGGAACAGCUCAACGCCCCUCUCCUGUACAUUCCCCACGGCGACCAGCUCAAGGAAAAAUGGCAGCCCACUUCAUUGAAGGCUGGUCACAAGAUCGGCAAGGCCGCCUACCUCUUCACCCGCAUUGACCCCAAGAAGGCCGAUGAGUGGCGCGAGUUGUUCGGUGGCUCGCAGGCCGAUCGCAAGAAGAAGGAAGAAGAGGCCGCCAAGCUGGCCGCCAAGAAGGCUGCCGCCAAGGCCAAGAAGAAGGAGAAGAAGGAGAAGGGCCGUGCCGGUGCUGGUGCGGAGGCUGGUGGCGUUGAAGGCACUGCCAAGGGUGGUGCCGAGAAGAUCUCUGCUACCACCGAGGGCAAGAAUGAUGAGGCCGUUGAAAAGAUUGCCGAUGGUGUGGCACAGGUUACUCUGCCCACUUCUUAA